AAAAAAUAGGAUAUAGGAAUAUAGAAUUAAUUCUCUUCCCACUCCAUCACGGUAGGUGGCGGUCUGCACCGAUGACGUCAGUUCGCAGCCCGCCAUUAAACCUAAAGAAGAAGAAGCGGCAGUUGUUGUUGAAGUUGCAUCAGGCACAGAACAAGGAAUGUUCAAAUGUCAGCCGACCAGGAAGCGAAAAAAGAUGAACUGCUUGCUCUAACAAGCAUAUAUGAUGAAGAGGAGUUUCACCAGGCGGAGUCCGAAGAGGAGGGUGAGAUUCAUCUGUGCCUAGAGCUUCCUCCAAACUUCAAACUGCUAGUCAAGGGACAGAAAUCCACAGAGUAUAACUUAUCAUUUCUACCUCCAUUGGUUCUGAGUUUUGAACUUCCUACAGACUACCCUUCAGUAUCGUCUCCCGUUUUUACUUUAAGCUCCAAAUGGCUCACAAGAGUCCAGAUCACUGCGCUUUGCAGGAGGCUGGAUGAGCUUUGGGAGGAGAACCAAGGCAAUGUGGUUCUUUUUACCUGGAUCCAGUUCCUAAAGGAAGAGACUCUGGAUUUCCUGGGAAUACAGUCUCCGCUUGAAAUCCAAAGCUCUUGCGUUCAGCAUCAAUGCGAAUCCGGUCAGAAAGAAGCCGAAGACAUUUCUGGAGAUAAAAGCAAAGCACAAGAUUUAGACCCGAGAGCUGUUCAAGAAGUUGACCCUCACACGGAUAUACUGACUCAGCUGCUGGAUUUUGACGAAGCUCAGAAGCAGAAGGUGUUCGACGGGAAGGUGUUCUGUUGUGGCAUCUGCUACUCGGAGAAGCUGGGAUCCGACUCUUUGCUCUUCAAAGAGUGUCAGCAUGUUUACUGCAAGGCCUGCAUUAAGGAAUACUUUCAGAUCCAGAUAAGAGACGGCAAAGUUCAGUGCCUUAACUGCCCUGAGCCCAAGUGUAUGUCCCUGGCCACUCCCACACAGGUGAAGCUUCUUGUGGGUGAGGAUGAGUUUGCCCGCUACGAUCGUCUUCUGCUGCAGUCCAGUCUGGAUCUGAUGGCCGAUGUUGUGUAUUGCCCCCGCAUGAGCUGCUGUAUGGCUGUGAUGGUCGAGCCCGACUCCACCAUGGGCAUCUGUCCCUCCUGCCGAUAUGCCUUUUGUACCCUCUGCAAGAGAAGCUAUCACGGCCUUUCCAACUGCAUAGCGACCGCUGACGAGCUUCGCAGUUUGCGGGAUGAGUACAGUUCUGCAAGCGAAGAGGGAAAGAAGUUCCUUGAAAAGCGUUUUGGGAAGCGGGUCAUCCAGAAGGCGGUGGAGGAGUCUUUCAGCACAGACUGGCUGAAGAGUAACUCUAAACAGUGCCCUUGCUGUGGCUCUCAUAUAGAGAAGGUUCAUGGCUGUAACAAGAUGACCUGUUGCUCCUGUCAGAAGUAUUUCUGCUGGAUCUGUCUGGGAGCUCUCAGCAGAGUGAACCCCUAUAGCCACUUCAACAACCCCAGCUCACCAUGCUAUAACCAAUUGUUUCAGGGAGUGGAAAUGGAAGAUGAAGAAGGCUUUGGAAGUGACGAAGAUGACUGAUCCACCGUAAAUGAACAGCUUAAAGGAUAUAACUUCAUCCAGGGCACUUC
Molecule: messenger RNA, 1595 nt
Organism: Rhinichthys klamathensis goyatoka
Lineage: Eukaryota; Metazoa; Chordata; Actinopteri; Cypriniformes; Leuciscidae
Gene: rnf14
Product: ring finger protein 14
Exons: 8
Coding region: 166-1545 (459 amino acids)
Biological process (GO): protein polyubiquitination; positive regulation of proteasomal ubiquitin-dependent protein catabolic process; ubiquitin-dependent protein catabolic process
Cellular component (GO): cytoplasm; ubiquitin ligase complex
Molecular function (GO): zinc ion binding; ubiquitin conjugating enzyme binding; ubiquitin protein ligase activity
Source: RefSeq, a predicted model, not a curated record